AAUUAUGUAACCCUCAUGCUGGCAAGAGUUAAAGUAGCCUACUACAGUAAUAUCAGUGAUGGCAAGUUAGAAGCCAUACAACUAUUUGAUGACAUUUUCCCGAUUUUACUUGCACAAGUGGCUGGAGGAGAAUAAUACCAACAACGUUUCUUUGAUUUUGGAAUCGGAUGCGUGCACUCUGGAUCCGGCUGGAGAUGCGGAAAAUAAUUUGCAACAGAUUCCUCUGCAUAGUGGAGGCACUAUCACAGACCACGUGAGAGGAAUUUUCAUUGACGGUCCCCGACAGACCGGUUCAUCUCUGCUGGCACUCCUCUGCUGCUGACAUGGACUCUCGGACACUAUAUUCUCUCAGCUUCUCCCAAACUGACGUGGAGUGAGGGCGAUACUAUGUCUGAAUGUAACCUUUGAUCUUUUGCCGCUUUCUCUUCUUUUUCUGUUCUUUUUUUUGUUUGAUUUUCUUCCGCUCUCCUCUCCUCCGCAAAUCAAACAGUUAGGGUGGUGGUGGGGGGGUAUGGCUUGGCCGUGCAUCAGCAGAGUGUGCUGCCUGGCUCGCUUCUGGAACCAGUUCGACAAAUCGGACCUCUCCGUCCCGCUCACCAUCCAGAACUACUCGGACAUCGCCGAGCAGGAGGUGCGGUCCGUAACCAAACAGGUCUCCGCCUCGGAGCGCGCACCUGGGAAUAACUACUCGACCCCGGAACCGCGUGCCGCCGGCGCCACUCAUGCGCCCAAAGAUGACCCGGGGACCCGAGGAUCUUUCAGGGCACGGAAGGAGGGCAGUUACAAGCCCCGGGAGGACUACCACCCGCCCGGAGUGCCUUUCAACAGUGUUACCCAGUACAAGCAGGAUUUCAAACCCUGGCCCAUUCCCAGGAAGGAAAACUUCCCUUGGAUUAGUAACGGGGGCAGCAGGGCAGACAGUGUUUCGGACAGCCCGGUGAACGGUUACCACAGCCAGGCAACACCGGGGGAGAGAGAGGAGCGGGGCAGGGGGCAGGGGUGCGGGGAGCAGCAUUGGAUGAAGGAGAGCAAAACCAGCUCCUACAGGCAAGAGUACAGGCCGUGGACAGGGGUGAGACCAGCCAAAAGUGCAAGGAAAAAUCCUCCAGCUCAAUACUCAAGCCCAGGGACAGAGGCCACCCAGGUCCCGCGUGAGACUAGCUACCAGGCUGCCUACAGCGGGGAGCUCCACAGGUCCAUUGGGCUGCAUCAGGGUGAGCACAACAUUGCAUCUGCUGCCUCCAACAUACAACCUGCUGCUGUCCCCCAGCCCAUCCCCACUGCCAUGCCACCUGGCAGUUCACCCGUCCCCUCCAGCAUCCAGCAGAGCGUCCCGCCUCAGAGGGCCGAGCUCAGCACAACAACCAUGGGAGAGGAACAUCUGGUGAGGACCAAGUUCCCUCCGAACUCUUCUGCUGUCUUUCAAAGCGGGCCCAGGGUCUUCAACAUCUGACAGCUGCUCUGAUUUCCAACCAUUCCACUAAAGAGCGGUUUCAGUUUUAAGGAAUCAACAGGAGAAUGAUGUGUCAAUGAAGUCCAUUCCACAACACAAUAAUCUAUGCGAGGGAAUGUAUAUUGUUGUGAAGCCUGUGGAGCUGCAGCGUCAGUAUCCCAAGUGGAGAGAGGUAGAUAGCGCCCCCUCCUUUUACACUUCUUCCUGCCCUUGUUGCUAUGGAAAUGAAUAUGCAUGUAACUAAAUAGUUUUAAAACAAGCUUUUUUUGUUUUGCUUUUGCAGUUAUAGAUGUACAAGAAACUGGCUGCUCUGUGUGUUUGUAUGUGUGAGUUUGUGUGUGUGUGUACCUGCUCAUUUGUUCAUUUGUUCUCAUGUUGAGUCUGUUCCAAUAAUGAAUGAACUGGUUUGUCAUUAAGUGUGUAUGCUUAGAGUACUAUGUUGCCCUUUGGUGUUCUGCUUGAAAUCUGCUAGAAAGUAAGUUAUUUAUUUGCUCAGUAUUCAAUUAGUUUACUAUUUCACAGAAGUAUUGUUUGGUCUAUUAUUUUGUAAAUCUAUUGUUAAAGA
Sander lucioperca (pikeperch) is the source of this 2018-nucleotide messenger RNA. RefSeq names its product MAP6 domain containing 1 (gene map6d1). The transcript has 3 exons. Gene Ontology annotation, biological process: regulation of microtubule cytoskeleton organization; microtubule cytoskeleton organization; cytoskeleton-dependent intracellular transport. Gene Ontology annotation, cellular component: Golgi-associated vesicle; microtubule; cis-Golgi network. The coding region runs from base 512 to 1453 and encodes 313 amino acids. Lineage: Eukaryota; Metazoa; Chordata; Actinopteri; Perciformes; Percidae. Gene Ontology annotation, molecular function: microtubule binding; calmodulin binding. The record is from RefSeq and is a predicted model, not a curated record.